CUACCGCGAGUCGCUAUUACUUAUUGCACUCAAUGUCGAUGGAUGCUAAGGGCUGGAUACUUUGCCCAAGAGCUGCUCUCCACAUUUGGUACCAGCAUCGGCGAGAUCGCGUUGAUUCCGGCCACGGGUGGCAUCUUCACAGUAUACCUCACACACCAGUCUGAGGCCGCAAGUGAAGUACAGCAGAUACUGCUGUGGGAUCGGAAGGCUGAGGGUGGCUUCCCGGAGACGAAGAUACUGAAACAGAGGCUAAGAAAUCAUAUUGAGCCUGAUAAGAAGCUCGGACAUUCGGACACGCCGUCCUCGAAG
Baudoinia panamericana UAMH 10762 is the source of this 309-nucleotide messenger RNA. RefSeq lists its product as uncharacterized. The transcript has a single exon. NCBI's taxonomy places the organism in Eukaryota, Fungi, Ascomycota, Dothideomycetes, Mycosphaerellales, Teratosphaeriaceae. The annotation marks the transcript as partial. The record is from RefSeq and is a predicted model, not a curated record.